CCAGACUGGCUCCGAGCUUUUAUUUUGAAGUCUUGCCCCGCUACGCCGGAAGUGUGCGUACGGCGGCUCGCAGGACUCGGUCCGCCUCCAGGUCAUCAUGGGAGACUCCGUGUGCGAAGAACUCGAGGACCUGGUCCACUUCUCCGUCCCAGACCUGCCCGCGAGAGGCUACGUCGUGAUGGAGGAGAUUCGACGUCAAGGCAAGCUGUGUGACGUCACUCUCAAGGUCGGGGAGCAUAAGUUCAGCGCUCACCGGAUCGUCCUCGCCGCCUCCAUCCCGUAUUUCCACGCCAUGUUCACCAACGACAUGGUGGAGCGCAAGCAGGAUGAGAUCCUGAUGCAGGGCAUGGACCCCAGCGCCCUGGAGGCUCUGAUUAACUUUGCCUACAGCGGCCGCGUCGCCAUCGACCAGCAGAACGUCCAGGCGCUGCUGAUUGGCUCCAGCUUCCUGCAGCUGCAGAACGUGAAGGACGCCUGCUGCUCCUUCCUGCAGGAGAGGCUGCACCCCAAGAACUGCCUGGGCGUGCGUCAGUUCGCGGAGGCCAUGAUGUGCACGGCACUGUACGACGCGGCCAACGGCUUCCUGCAGCGCCACUUCGUGGAGGCGGCGCUGUCCGAGGAGUUCCUGGCGCUGCGGGCCGAGGAGGUUCUGGAGCUGAUGGGCUGCAACGAGCUCAACGUCAAGGCCGAGGAGCAGGUGUUUGAGGCGGCUCUGGCUUGGGUCCACCACGACCGGGACCGGAGGAAGACUCUGCUGCCGGAGCUGCUGGCCAAGAUCCGGCUUCCUCUCUGCCAGCCGCGCUUCCUGUCCGACCGCGUCCAGCAGGACGAGCUGAUCCGCUGCUGCCACAGGUGCAGGGACCUGGUGGAUGAGGCCAAAGACUUCCACCUGGUCCUGGAGCGCCGCCCUCACCUGCCUUCCUUUAAGACGCGCCCGCGGUGCUGCACCUCUGUCUCGGGGCUCAUCUACGCCGUGGGCGGCCUCAACAGCUCAGGUGACUCCUUGAACCUGGUGGAGGUGUUUGACCCGGUGGGGAACUUCUGGGAGCGCUGCCAGCCAAUGAGGACGGCCCGCAGUCGAGUGGGAGUGGCCGUCGUUAACGGCCUGCUGUACGCCAUCGGCGGAUACGACGGCCAAUCGCGGCUCAGCACGGUGGAGGUCUACAACCCGGAGACGGACGGCUGGACUCAGGUGUCCAGCAUGAACAGCCAGCGCAGCGCCAUGGGAACCGUGGUCAUCGACGGCCAUAUUUACGUCUGCGGUGGAUACGACGGGAAAUCCUCUCUGAACUCUGUGGAAUGUUACUCUCCAGAAACCGACAGGUGGAGCGUGGUGACGGAAAUGAGCGUGAGUCGCAGCGCCACCGGCGUCACCGUGUUCGACGGGCGAAUCUUUGUGUCGGGCGGCCAUGACGGCCUGCAGAUCUUCAACACGGUGGAGUACUACAACCACCACACGGACCGUUGGCACCCGGCGCCGGCCAUGCUCAACAAGCGCUGCCGCCACGGCGCCGCCGCGCUCGGCAACCACAUGUACGUCGCCGGCGGCUACGACGGCUCCGGCUUUCUGAGCGGCGUGGAGGUUCUGGCCGGCGUGUCGGGCCAGUGGAGCCUCCUGGUGGCCAUGAACACGCGGCGCAGCCGGGUGUCGCUGGUGUCGACAGCGGGCCGGCUGUACGCCGUGGGCGGCUACGACGGCCAGUCCAACCUCAGCUCGGUGGAGAUGCUGAAUCCCGACACCAACCGCUGGGUGUUCAUGGCGCCCAUGGCGAGUCACGAGGGCGGCGUCGGCGUCGGCUGCGUCCUGCUGCAGCCCGCCUAGGAGGGGGCGGGGCCUCCGGCGCUGACCAGAGCUUCUCGGUAGGACGGAGAGGCUCGCCUCCCUCGGCAUUCUGGGAAAAACUGUAGAGCUUCCAGCGGCUGCUACAAUUAAUUACUGGCUUCUGAUUGGUCAGAGGGAGUCCCAUAGAGCUGCUAGCUGUAGGGACAGCACCUGGAGGGGCGGGGCUUCCGGUUUAGGGGCGGGGCUUCAUGACCUGCAUGGGGUGGAGUCACAGAGCCCAAUGACGGAGGAGGCGGAGCUUCAGGGACAUCAGGUGGUGGAGGUGACAUCAUCAGCACCUGGUCAGGUGCUUCCAGGACGUUUCCAGGUGACAGACGCUGGUUUACCUGCGCGAGCACAGCUCAGUGCGCUCAUGUUGUUCAGAUAAUUUAAUAUAAAUAAUUUAUUCA
Molecule: messenger RNA, 2232 nt
Organism: Xiphophorus maculatus (southern platyfish)
Lineage: Eukaryota; Metazoa; Chordata; Actinopteri; Cyprinodontiformes; Poeciliidae
Gene: klhl18
Product: kelch like family member 18
Exons: 10
Coding region: 98-1822 (574 amino acids)
Molecular function (GO): protein binding
Source: RefSeq, a predicted model, not a curated record